This is a messenger RNA of Helobdella robusta, 909 nucleotides long. RefSeq lists its product as hypothetical. Gene Ontology annotation, biological process: cell surface receptor signaling pathway; adenylate cyclase-modulating G protein-coupled receptor signaling pathway. The record is from RefSeq and is a predicted model, not a curated record. Gene Ontology annotation, molecular function: G protein-coupled peptide receptor activity. Lineage: Eukaryota; Metazoa; Annelida; Clitellata; Rhynchobdellida; Glossiphoniidae. Gene Ontology annotation, cellular component: plasma membrane. Bases 1 to 909 code for a protein of 302 amino acids. The transcript has 8 exons.
AUGAAAUACAAACACACGGCAGUAUUUGCCCACCGAAAAUGCUUGGAGGAUGGAAAGUGGUGGAGGUCACCAUUAAGCAACCGCAGCUGGUCGAACUAUUCUGCCUGUAUUAAUAUUCUAGAAUACAAGUUAGACCAGCACGUGAUCUAUGUUUACUUCUUCGGCUUCUUCCUCUCCCUAAUCGCCCUCCUUAUCUCUCUCUUCAUUUUCACCAUUUAUAACAGGCAGUUGGUGUGCGACCGAGUUCGAAUGCACAAGCACCUCUUCGUCUGCAACUUACUGAACUGCAUCACCUGGAUCAUCUACUACUCGCUUGUCUACAGUGCCACCCUUGGGAAUGAUGUCUUUGAAAAAAGUCCCAUACAAUGCAAGCUUUUACACGUGAUCAGUCAGUAUCUAACGCUGUCCAAUCAUCUUUGGAUGUUUUGUGAGGGGAUGUACCUACACACAAUUAUAGUCUUUGGUUUCACCACCGGAAGGAAAUUGUUGAUCACGUGCUACGCAAUCGGAUGGAUACUACCUAUUAUUCCAACGGCCUCGUAUACCUGCUUAAGAAAAUUCAGAAAUGAUGAUAAUGAUGCUGCCUACUGUUGGUACUUGGAAACAAAAGAAAAAUGGAUCAUUAGCAGUUUCAUCAUAUUCACGUUUGCAGCCAAUCUCUUCUUCCUCUUCAACAUCAUUCGCGUUCUAGUGACAAAGUUGAGAGCGGUAAAUUCACCUGACACUUGCCAAGUUAAGAAAGCUGUCCGCGCUACAAUGAUAUUAAUCCCACUUCUGGGGGUCCAGUUCAUCUUCUUCCCGAUCAUUCCCAGGAGAGGAUUGCACGUUAAAAAGAUCUAUGAAGUUAUCGUGGCCCUCGUGACGUCAUUUCAAGUAUGGAGCGCCGACCGCGUUUUUUUGGUUUUUUAA